Molecule: messenger RNA, 621 nt
Organism: Solanum stenotomum
Lineage: Eukaryota; Viridiplantae; Streptophyta; Magnoliopsida; Solanales; Solanaceae
Exons: 3
Coding region: 1-621 (206 amino acids)
Source: RefSeq, a predicted model, not a curated record
AUGGCAAAAGUGUAUACUCAAAAUGAUUUUGAUAGGCUAAUGAAAAAGUUUGAGCAGGUUGAUGUAAUGGUGAAGAAAUACUUGGAGUUGGCUGGAUAUAAGAAGUGGACAAGGUUGUAUGCACCAAUUCCUCGGGGUUGGAUGAUGACGUCAAAUAUUGCAGAGUGCAUCAAUUCGACAUUGGUAGCAGUAAGAGAAUUACCGAUAUUUGACUUUCUUGAACAAGUGUACUUGAUGUUUGCUAGAUGGAAUUGCACAAUUCGAAAAAAUCUAUCAUACAUAUUCACACUACUUGGGAAGAAGUUUCAGAAGAUGCUUGUACUUGAUGAAUCAAAAUUUGGACGUAUGACGGUUGUCUCGUCAACUGAUUACGUUUAUUCAGUAAGUGAUGAAGGGAAGACUUAUAUUUGUGUAUAUCCUCUCCCUGACAACAGUGAAUGGAAUAUACCUAAACAUAUUGCUAAUGAAGUUGUGUUGCCACCAAAAUACAAGCGACCUCCAGGAAGGCCAAAGAAGCAACGGGAGAAGUCAUUUAGCAAGUGGAGUAAAAGGAAGGGUACAAAUUGUAGUGCGUGUGGACAACGUGAUCACAAUAGGCGUUCAUGUCGAACUGCAACAUGA